Molecule: messenger RNA, 717 nt
Organism: [Candida] anglica
Lineage: Eukaryota; Fungi; Ascomycota; Pichiomycetes; Serinales; Debaryomycetaceae
Source: the annotation of a GenBank genome assembly
AUGGCCCAUCCUAACCAUAACCAUAACUCCAAGAACCACUCCCAGAGAAGGGCCCCGGCCAUAGAAGUCGCCGGUGUGCUUGGUGGAGGUGCUGCCAAGUUGAAAAAGAAAAUAAGAGACAUUGGAAGAUUGUUGAAGAAAGAUACCUUACCAGCUCAUGUCAGAGUGGACAAUGAACGUGCUCUCAAGGCUUUACAAGUUGAGCUUCAAAACACCGAGAGAGACCUCAAGGCAAAGAAUACCGCGAAGAAGUACCAUAUGGUGCGGUUUUUCGAAAGAAAGAAGGCCAUCCGUAAACUUAAACAAGCCAUGAAGGCCUACGAUGAAGUGGCCAAGACUGAGGUCAGAAAGGAUAUCAAAAAGGCCAGAAAAGUCGUGAGGCACUCCGAGGUCGACGUGGCAUACGUGGUGUUGUUCCCCAAGGAGGAAAAAUACAUCUCGUUGUACCCCAAUGCCAAGGAAAACGAAGACAAGUCAACUUUGAACAAUGCUAAGGCCAAGCGUGGGACUCAAUUGACCGAACAAAGAAGAAGAGAGUUCCGGAAAGAAGUUGAGACUCUCAUUGAUGAAGACAAGCUCCCAUUCACAUUUGCCGACGUGUUGCUGGGCAAAGCCAUCAGAGUCGAACAAACCAGACAUAGAAGCAAUGGUGGUGGGGAAAUCGAUGCACCUGAACAAGAAGACGCAGACAACGGCGAAGAUGAUUUCUUUGAGUAG